Molecule: messenger RNA, 2668 nt
Organism: Polypterus senegalus (gray bichir)
Lineage: Eukaryota; Metazoa; Chordata; Cladistia; Polypteriformes; Polypteridae
Gene: taf6l
Product: TAF6-like RNA polymerase II, p300/CBP-associated factor (PCAF)-associated factor
Exons: 12
Coding region: 157-2085 (642 amino acids)
Biological process (GO): transcription initiation at RNA polymerase II promoter; RNA polymerase II preinitiation complex assembly
Cellular component (GO): transcription factor TFIID complex; SLIK (SAGA-like) complex; SAGA complex
Molecular function (GO): protein heterodimerization activity; transcription coactivator activity; RNA polymerase II general transcription initiation factor activity
Source: RefSeq, a predicted model, not a curated record
AACUGCGGACCAAUCAUUCUUUUCUAGGGAUGAGUCGGCGGAGUUCCGGAAAUGGCGGUCGGGUCUAAAGUGGGGCUUCUCCGCAGAAAAUCAAUGGAGUCGAGCAGUUAACGAAAAGAACACAGAAGAUCUUACUUGCUUUGUGCCAUUACCAAGAUGGCAGACCGUGAGGAACGUAAGUUUGCUGAGUUACCCAGAGAUUCCAUCAAGGUGAUGGCAGAGGCCAUUGGGGUGGAUCUGAGUGAUGAUAUUGCAGCUGUGCUGGCAGAAGAUGUUUGCUAUCGACUAAGGGAAGCCACCCAGAACAGCUCGCAGUUCAUGAGACAUGCAAAGCGUCGCAAGUUAACAGUGGAGGAUUUCAACAGAGCCUUGCGUUGGAGUAAUGUUGAGGUGGUUUGUGGGUAUGGUUCCCAGGACAAUCUCCCUUUCCGUUCCUUCAAGGAUGGAGAGCUGUUUUUUGUCGAAGAUCGAGAGAUUAAUCUUGUUGAUCUUGCGCUCGCCACAAAUAUCCCCAAAGGCUGCGCUGAGACUAUGGUUCGAGUCCAGAUUUCAUACUUGGAUGGAAAAGGAAAUCUGGAACCUCAAGGCACAGUUCCAGCAGCUGUCCAGUCCCUGACUGAAGACCUCCUCAAGUAUUACCAGCAGGUUACAAGGGCUAUUCUAGGCGAGGACCAGCAUCUUAUGAAGGUUGCAUUACAAGAUCUUCAGACUAAUUCAAAGAUAGCAGCUUUGCUCCCUUAUUUUGUAUAUGUUGUCAGUGGGGUGAAGUCUGUGAGCCAUGACCUGGAGCAGCUAAACCGCCUGUUGCAUAUCGUGAAAAGCUUGAUUCAGAAUCCUUACCUUUACCUGGGGUCCUACAUUAAGAGUCUGGUGUCCAGUGUCAUGUAUUGCAUCCUGGAGCCUCUUGCAGCCUCUAUCAACCCUUUUAAUGAUCACUGGACCCUGCGGGACUAUGCUGCCAUGCUACUCAGUGACAUACUCUGGGCUCAUGGAGACUUGGUGAGUGGUCUGUACCAUCAGAUAUUGUUGUCACUCCAGAAGGUUCUGGCCGACCCAGUUCGUCCUCUUUGUUCACAUUAUGGAGCUGUAGUGGGACUGCAUGCUCUUGGAUGGAAGGCAGUUGAACGGAUUUUGUAUCCUCACCUCUCUGCCUAUUGGUCCAAUUUGCAAGCUGUUCUUGAUGACUAUUCAGUUUCCAAUGCUCAAGUCAAAGCUGAUGGACACAAAGUUUAUGGAGCUAUCCUGGUAGCAGUGGAGAAACUCCUGAAGAUGAAAGCACAGUCCCAUGCUGUGCCAGCAGAGUGCAGCGCCAGUGAAGGCAGAGCUGAAAGGGAGGUCUCACCGGGGCUAAGCCCAUUACAGGAGCCCCUGUCAGAGCUGGGUUUUGGAUUUGCCAGUCACAUACUACAGGGAGGGCCAGGAGUGCCCUCUGAGAAGCCAGUGCCUGUCCCUUUGCCAACGAUGUACAAUGAAUUAUAUGACUUCUUUGGGGACAGCCUUGCAGUGCGCUUUAGCACUGGACCUGGCAUCAGACAUCCAGAUGGCAGAGUGACCAUCAGUGAUCGAUUAUUCCAGCCUUCAGAUAUUAAGAAAGAAGGCUGCGGAGCUGGGAGUGGAAAUAGUAAUGUAGAGACAACUCGCAAAAUGCCUCAGUUGACUGCUAGCUUGUCCAUUAGCCCCCGGGAUGAUGGUAGUCCUAAACUAGAUCCGACACCGCAAUCCUGCUCUUCUAAUUCCAUCUCUGCGAGGUCUGCUUCAUUCCAUUGCUCUUCCUCUCUUCCAAGAUCUAAGUCCUCAUCUUCUUCAAGACAAGGCCAGCGAUCAGCACCAAGAGACGUCUUUCAGAAGAGCCGGUUCACACACUCUCAGGCAACAGUCCCCCACCUCUCAUUUCUGAUCUCUGGCAGACAGAUGGGUCGGAGAUGCCAAGGCCGCCGUUUUCAGACCAGUUUCCCUCGGCUUCAUCCCGCCAGCUCUUCCCAGGCUGCACGUGGUUAUGCGCACAAGCUCCCUGUAAUUGGGCGCAUGGUUAAACCAAUAAAGAGGUGGGUGUGUUCUGAAUACUCCCUGCAUCUGCCAUUGUGAAACUGGAGCUCUGUGUCCUUUUAUCGUUAGGCGCAUUGCAGGGUUCAGCAGCAAAAAAAAUGUUGAUUUUGAAAGGAAGUGCUGGCGACAAAAAAGCUAAAGCAGGAGCUAUGAGGUAUUUGUCAUUAUUGCCAAGGAAGAGCGUUACAUUUUUUCUGAGACGUGUCGUCUUUGUUGGACAAUCAGAGGCUUAUAAGUAGACUCUGCAUGUUAACGCUUGCAGGCCACCAUGUGUAAUAUCCUCUGUGCAGGUGCUCCCGGCCGAUUCUGCUACUCCACUUUGUAGUGUUCCUUUUCACUCACAGCUGCCAUGCUUGUCUACGUGGCACUAGAAUGCCUAUUUAAAUAAUAAGCAAAGUUGGAGAGUGUAUUUGUAUUAUUUAGGGUUUAAAAAAGAGCUGUUGAUUGCAUUAAAAAAUGCUUUAGCGUUUAUGGGAGAAAAGACUCCGUAGAGGGCGUUUAAUAUUUAGGGACACGCUUGGAGAGUGUUAGGUCCUUUACUUUUGCAGUUUAACGCCUGCUGCACUCUUGUUGACCGACCGACACUUUAAGAAAUUCACACUAAUGUUCAUUUGGAGGCUGU